Messenger RNA from Oryza brachyantha (malo sina), 2131 nucleotides. Its product is annotated as glycosyltransferase family 92 protein RCOM_0530710. NCBI's taxonomy places the organism in Eukaryota, Viridiplantae, Streptophyta, Magnoliopsida, Poales, Poaceae. The transcript has a single exon. The record is from RefSeq and is a predicted model, not a curated record. Bases 151 to 1779 code for a protein of 542 amino acids.
UUUAAACGUUUCAUCAAUGGCUAUAUAGAUAGGAUAGAGUAAGCCGGGUGGAUCGAAAGAAUAUGAACGAACGCAUGCAUGAACAAGAGUUUGUUACAUAGUUGAUAUCCUCUCCCAUAAUCGAUCACAUCUUCAUCGAUCGCCGGCGCCAUGCAGGCGCGCCGGCGCCACGCCAGGCCCUGCCGUCUGCUCAUCCUCCUCACCACGCCCCUCCUCCUCUUCUUCUUCUUCCUCUUCUUCACCGGCGACGUCCCGGGCGUCUUCAUCAGCGCCAUCCACACGCCCACGCGGAAGCUGCUCGUGCCGCCACGCCGCCUGCCGCUCAGCCUCGCCGCCGUCCGGGACCCCACGCCCGCCGACGCCGUGCUGCUCCCGGACUGGGAGGUCCUCGUGCUCCUGCACCCCAACGCCACCGCGGUCAUCGGCAACGCCACCUGCGCGUUCCGGGGCGGCGCCUCGUCCCCCGCGCGCGCUCUCGGGAAGCUGCCGUCCUCGGGCCGCCAUGCCUACACCUGCGCCAUGCCGGAGCCGGCGCGGCGCCACCAGCCGUUCCACGCGCCGCUGAUCGUGCAAGGUGCUAUGGACGCCGGCCAUGGCUCACCGCAUCAGCUGAUGAUCAAGUGGAGCGGCCGCCUCGUGUACGACGCGGCCGUGGUCGGCGGCGGCGACGUGCUAGUCUUCGCCAAGGGCGUCAAUCCACGGCAGGGAGUCAACCGCCCUGCGUCAGACGUGCGGUGCGUCUACUACCGCGGCAGCGCCGACGACGUGGUGGCCUCGCUCCCCGCGGACACGUCGGCGCAACAGGUGUUCCGGUGCCCGCCUCCGCCGGCUGCCUCCCCAGCAGAGACGCUACGCGUUACGCUCUCCGUGGCCGGCGAGGAGGAGCCCAUCCCGUCGAUGGCGACCUACAGUCCAGCACGAACGCCGGCGGCGACGCAGCAGAAGGGACGACGUCGUAAAAUCUGCGCGUGCAGCAUGGUGCGCGACGUGGGCAAGUUCCUGCGGGAGUGGGUGGUGUACCACGCGGCGGUGGGCGUGGAGCGGUUCAUCCUGUACGACAACGGCAGCGAGGACGACCUGGCAGAGCAGGUGCGGCGGCUCACCGCGGAAGGCAUCGAGGUGUCAAUACUGGCGUGGCCAUGGCCCAAGACCCAGGAGGCCGGGUUCUCCCACGGCGCGGCGGUGCAGCGGGAGUGGUGCGAGUGGAUGGCGUUCAUCGACGUGGACGAGUUCAUCUUCUCCCCGCAGUGGGGCAGCUCCGGCGAGGCAUCGUCGAAAGGCAUGCUCCGGUCGAUGGUGUCGGUGGAGGCGGACGUGGGGCAGGUGUCGGUGGGGUGCAUGGAGUUCGGGCCGUCGGGGCGAAGGAGGCACCCGGCGGAGGGGGUGACGCAGGGGUACACAUGCCGGCGGCGAGCGGUGGAGCGGCACAAGUCGGUGGUGCGGCUGGAGGCGGUGGCGCGCUCGCUGGUGAACUCGGUGCACCACUUCGCGCUGCGGGAGGGGGCGCGCGGCGAGUGGAACCGGCGGGCGCGGGUCAACCACUACAAGUACCAGGCGUGGGAGGAGUUCAGGCUCAAGUUCCGGCGGCGGGUGUCGGCGUACGUGGCCGACUGGACCGACCGGGCCAACCCGCUGUCCAAGGACCGGACGCCCGGUCUGGGCUUCCUCGCCGUCGAACCGCCCGGCUGGCCGGCCAGCUUCUGCGAGGUCAACGACACGCUGCUCCGUGACGUCACGCGGAGGUGGUUCGGUUCGCCGCCCGAGUAUGUACCUGAUUAAAUCAGAAUGAAUCAUGCCAUGCAUGUACUGUGUAUAUAUAUAAUUAGUCGUUACGUACCUAAAAUUGCAUGAUUGAUUGAUGAAUCUGACAAUUGUUUUGCUUCGACAUGCAUGCAUGUGUGUGUGUGUAAGGAGUAGAAGCAUUUUUCCUCCCAAGGCGAUAUACAAACAAUAAUGUGUCUAGCUGUAAAGAUAAAACUAACUAAUAUUGCUAUAUAAGCGGAGUGGCAAUGCAUGAAUUCCUUUCUUGGUGCAACAGGCAGGUAGGUUUAGUAUAGUAUAGGAUAGCACAUGCAUGGUAGACCAGCCUGCUGAUGCCAUAUGCAUAUAUAUGCCUUUUGGAGAUCGAGAA